This is a messenger RNA of Erigeron canadensis, 1859 nucleotides long. Its product is annotated as (S)-N-methylcoclaurine 3'-hydroxylase isozyme 1-like. The record is from RefSeq and is a predicted model, not a curated record. Gene Ontology annotation, molecular function: iron ion binding; monooxygenase activity; heme binding. The coding region runs from base 39 to 1628 and encodes 529 amino acids. The transcript is spliced from 2 exons. NCBI's taxonomy places the organism in Eukaryota, Viridiplantae, Streptophyta, Magnoliopsida, Asterales, Asteraceae.
UUAUAUUGAUAAUAUAUCCCACACAUAUCAAUUGGAAAAUGUCACAGCUAAACAACUAUGGGUCAUGGUGGUGGGAAAUGACGAGCAGCAACUACAAUACGGAAUUUACUCUUGCAGUUGUCACCAUUUCAGUAGUAAUUUUGACUAUUAGUCUAUGGUACAAAAUGACUACUACUGUUUCAAGCUCCUCCUCGCCACCAGGUCCACGUUCUUUGCCAAUAGUUGGGUACCUUCCGUUUCUUGGUCCUGAAUUGCACAAACAGUUUGUCGAGAUGGCUGACACCUUCGGACCCAUUUUCAAGUUCCAUUUGGGAUCCAAGGUUAACAUCGUGAUUAACUCCCCAGAAUUAGCAAAAGAAGUGGUUCGCGACCAAGACGACACAUUUGCUAACCGCCAACAAACAGUUGCUGUCUCGAUAUACAGUUACGGAGGUCAAGACAUAGUGUUUUCGGACAACAACUCCAGCUGGCGUAGCCUUCGAAAGAUAUUAGUCCAGGAGAUUUUGAAUAACAAAAAUCUCGAAGCAUGUCGUUCCCUUAGAAGGAACGAGGUCAGAAAAACCAUCAAAAAUAUCUUUGGUAAAAUCGGUACAUCAGUCAAUAUUAACGAGAUUGCUUUCUCAACCGAGGCGAAAGUUGUUUCAAGCAUGGUUUGGGACAACACUACUACGUCCUCGGCUGGCAGCCAAGUUGGAGACGAAUUAAGGAUGAUAGUUUCGGACAUAGCUGAGACUAUUGGACUGCCAAACCUGUCUGACAUCUUCCCUUGUCUUGCACGAUUUGAUCUGCAAGGUGUUGAGCGAGACAUGCAAAAACACCUUAACAAGUUGCGUCAAGUUCUCACUGCCAUCAUUCAAGAUCGAAUCGAAUCUAACUCGAAAUUAGCAGCACAAAAUGGAGUAGCUGGCCGUGAUGGAAAGAAAGAUUUUUUGCAAAUUUUGCUAGAUCUUAAAGACCAAAAGCAUCCAUCCGCACUUGACAUCACAAAAAUAAAGGCACUCCUUGUGGACAUUAUGACCGCGGGGACAGAAACAACGACGACACUGAUAGAAUGGGCAAUGGCGGAAAUCAUGUGUAAUGAGAAGGUAAUGAAAAGGGUUCAAGGAGAACUAGAAGAGAUGGUGGGGGAAAACAACAUAGUAGAGGAAUCUCAUCUCCCAAAACUACAAUACCUAGAUGCAACAAUUAAGGAAACAUUCCGGUUGCACCCUGUCGUCCCAUUGCUAUUGCCACGAAAACCAAGCCAAGAUUGCGUUGUAGGUGGAUACACCAUACCAAAAGGUUGUACCAUCUUUUUAAAUGUUUGGUCAAUCAACCGGGAUCCUCGGUACUGGAACAAUCCCUUGGAAUUCAAUCCAGAUAGAUUCUUGAAAAACAAAUGGGAUUAUAACGGAAACAAUUUGAAGUUCUUCCCGUUUGGAUCAGGAAGAAGGAUUUGUCCAGGUAUUCCAUUGGCCGAGAGAAUGCAAAUGUUUGUCUUCGCGUCUCUCUUGCACUCGUUUAACUGGAGCUUGCCAAAGGGUGAAACGCAUGACCUUUCUGAAAAAUUUGGUAUUACCCUUAAGAAAAGAAAACCACUCAUUGCUAUUCCGUCUCAAAGGUUAGCUGAUGCGGGUCUCUAUAAUUAAUUAAUUUGCUACUUAAAAUCUACAAGCUUCGAGAUUUAAUUUGAUCGAUAUAUUUUCACUUUUGGAUGCAUGGGUAGACUAGUGUUUUUUGUUUUCUUUUUGCGAACGACUGGUGUUGUUCGUUAAUGGGUAAAAUAUAAGUAUUAAUAAAUCCAUCUACGUCACUUAUUCUCCGGCCACGUGAUGAACUAUUUGCUAUGUUGAUUGAAUGUACGUCUUUAGUUAUUGUGU